This is a messenger RNA of Sphaeroforma arctica JP610, 203 nucleotides long. RefSeq lists its product as hypothetical. NCBI's taxonomy places the organism in Eukaryota, Ichthyosporea, Ichthyophonida. Gene Ontology annotation, cellular component: nucleolus. The annotation marks the transcript as partial. The transcript has a single exon. The record is from RefSeq and is a predicted model, not a curated record. Gene Ontology annotation, molecular function: RNA binding.
GUUCGUACUCGCGUCCGGGUAAGAAAGCAGUUCAACCCCACGGAACAGUUAAAGGUGCCGGUAGGAAAAGAAGAGCACCUGUGGUGAUACAGUAUGACCCAGAAGCGCGCAAAGAUUACUUAACUGGAUUCAGUAAGCGUAAGAAAGAACGACAGGAUAAAGCUAUAGAAGAAGCCGAGGUUAAGUUAAAGGUAGUGUUAUGA